AUCUUAUUGAUUUUUACGAUUAAAUAUUUUCAGUUUUAUCAAAAACCAUGAAUUUACAGAAAUUUUCAAUCGAUUUUCCAUCUUUAGUUUAUUUGGUGCGAAAUAAUUCAUAUCCAGUCUAUUCAGAUUCUACAACAUUUUUAUCGAGAUUAAAAUCAUAUAAUUCUUUUCCAUCCACUUCGUGUCAAAAUAAAUAUACAUUAUCUGAAUCUGGUUUCAGAUAUACAGGAGUAGGAGAUAUAGUUGAAUGUUUUUUCUGUGGACUUGUUUUACAAAAAUGGACAAAUGAUGACAUACCGUGGGUUGAACAUGCAAAAUGGAAUCCUAAAUGUAUAUUUGUUUUACUAUGUAAGGGAAAUGAAUUUAUAGAAAAUGUAAAAAACGAAUAUGUAAAAGCAGGUCAUGUUUGCGAUUGUAAUGAGUCUAAAUCAUAUGACACCACUUGUUAGUUUACUUACAUUAAUUAUAUUUAAAAAUUUUGUGCACGCAUUACGAAAUAAAUAUUGAAUUUAUAGACUUAAAUGUGUUUGUAUUUGAUUUUAUACCCUGUGAACUUGUUGUCUAGUGAAAUAACGCGUCAUGUUUUAAUUGAAUAUUCUGGGUUUAAAAUGUAAUUUACAGGUUCAACGGAUCAGGUAAGUAUAUUAACCCCCUCUCUACACGUUAUUUGAUUUGAUUUCAAGUUCACAUUAGUUUUUUAUACUAAUUUUAAUAUAAUCAGAUUAAUAUAUAACAGAACUUGAGCAAGUUAUAACCUCAGUUUUCCAAUAUGUGUUGUAACGAUCAUAUAAACGUUAAUGACAUCCG
Molecule: messenger RNA, 807 nt
Organism: Myzus persicae (green peach aphid)
Lineage: Eukaryota; Metazoa; Arthropoda; Insecta; Hemiptera; Aphididae
Product: death-associated inhibitor of apoptosis 1-like
Exons: 1
Coding region: 48-449 (133 amino acids)
Biological process (GO): positive regulation of protein ubiquitination; regulation of cell cycle; negative regulation of apoptotic process
Cellular component (GO): cytoplasm; nucleus
Molecular function (GO): cysteine-type endopeptidase inhibitor activity involved in apoptotic process; ubiquitin protein ligase activity
Source: RefSeq, a predicted model, not a curated record